AAACAACAAACAUGCCCUUAAGCUAAAAAGUGAUUAAAGCUACUAAAUUUGACAACAUUACCUGUGGAUUAAGUAAAACCCCAUGAAAGUCAUUCAGCGUAGAAAAACAUUCAAUUUUAAAAAAAAAAAAAAAAGCCGAGGAGCCAAUUUCCAAAUGGCAUAUAACUGAGGGGUCUAAAUACAUUUCCACCUAAAUUUUGUGACGACUUUCCCAUGUAUAAAUACAUGGAGAGAGCCUCAAAUGUCAUAUAGCAUAUCCAAUAUAUAUCCUACACAAUUCUCUGCACCAUAUAUAGCUACCACAUACAUUUGCAUACAUAUAUAUGGCACACUUUAGAGUGAUCAACUGCCUGCUUCUCCUCUGCUUCUUUGCGGUCGCGCGAUCGGACUUUGCGGCAGACCGCGCGGAGUGCGCAAGCCAGCUGGUGGGUCUGUCGCCGUGCCUGACCUACGCGGGGGGCAGCGGGAAGGCCCCGACCCCCGACUGCUGCAAGGGGCUCCAAGAGGUCGUCGCGCAGAGCUUCAAGUGCCUCUGUGUGCUCGUCAAGGACCGCGACGAGCCCGCACUCGGGUUCAAGUUCAAUGUGACUCGAGCUCUCUUCCUCCCUUCUAUGUGCCAGGUUCCCGCAAACGUAACCGACUGCCCUAGAUUGUUGAACCUCCCGGCGAAUUCGGCAGAUGCGCAGGUUUUUGAGCAAUUUGGACGUCAACUCAAAAACAUCAGUAAUAAUAAUACAGCAACGGACGAUGGUAAAGGGCAUUCCACAAGUAAUGGUGCAAGAAGUAAAAUGAGGAUACUAAAUGCAACUGCAGGAAUAAUGGCAUGGAUGCUAUACCUUUUGUUGGGGUAGUUUGAAAAAUGUACUUGUCAUUAAUUGUAUUGAGCACAUUGUAUAACUAUUAUAUUAUUAUUAGGAUAUAUAAUAUGUGUGAGUGCAAUAAAUAAGAUAAUUAUAUGUGUAAGAUCAGAUUUAUUAAAUUUGAUAAUAUUUACUAAAUAAA
Ananas comosus (pineapple) is the source of this 1002-nucleotide messenger RNA. Its product is annotated as protein YLS3-like. The coding region runs from base 324 to 851 and encodes 175 amino acids. Lineage: Eukaryota; Viridiplantae; Streptophyta; Magnoliopsida; Poales; Bromeliaceae. The record is from RefSeq and is a predicted model, not a curated record. The transcript is spliced from 3 exons.